AAAAACACAAAAAAAAAAAUUAAACAAGAAGCAUAAACAAAAACAGAUAAAAAAAAUGAUCAAGUCCAUCUACCAAUCCUUAUCACUCUACCUUCUCAUCUUCCUUCUCUUCUCCUUGUCAUCUGCCCACAACAAAACCAAACAGGACCCACCAUCUUCGUCGGCCACUAAUUACGCGGGCUGUUUCCCCAAAGUUUAUGCCUUUGGGGACUCGGACACCGACAAAGGCAACUGCAACUUCCUCGAGGCCCACUUAAAAAAUGAGGUCAAUUUCAACAUUUCGGCCCGUCUAGUUGUCGACUUCCUGUGUUCGGGCCUUUCCCUCCCUUCCCCAUGCCCAUACAAGACAUCAUCAUCAUCAUCAUCUGGGAAUUUCAGCAGUGGCAUCAACUUUGCGGUUUCGGGCUCCACCAGCCUUGAGCCCACCGACUUUUUCGGGCCCAAUAACCUGAGCAGCCUGUUCUGGAAAGGGGUCCCCAUGAGUUUUAAGACUCAGUCGGAUUGGUUCAAUGAGUACCUUCAAGGGCAAGCAAAAGACGGAAAAAAAGCUGACGUGGCAAACGCUCUCUUUUGGGUCGGGCAGUUUGGAGUGUCGGAUUACAUGAGCUCUCAGGGCUCGUCCAUCUCCGUUCAAGCUAUAUCCAAGUCGUCCGUUAAGAAUGUGUGCGACAUCCUUACGACAAUUAUCUCGAGCGGCGCAAAGUACAUCGUGGUGCAGGGGCUGCCUCCUGUGGGCUGCUUCCCCUGCUUCAUGUCCUCAGGCCCCAAGCACGGCCUCGACAAAAUGGGGUGCUUAUCGGCAAUCAACGCAGGCGUAAGUGCCCACAACGAGAUCCUCCAGCUGGCGCUAGAGAGGUUUCGAAAAAUGCACCCACACUGUACCAUCGUAUACGCCGACUACUGGAACGCGUACCUCACCAUUGCCAACAACCUUACAAAAUACGGCAUGGAGGAGCCGUUCAAGGCCUGCUGUGGAUGUGGGGAAGGUCAGUUCAACUUCGACAAAAACAACAUCUGUGGCUCGCCUGGCACCUCUGUCUGCAAGGACCCUCACAAGUACGUGAGCUGGGACGGGAUUCGACUCACGGAGGCCAUGCAUAAACACCUGGCCAAUCUCUUCCUUCAUCAGGGCUUCUGUCAGCCAUCCUUUGAUGAGCUCGUCAAGAAAAAGAAAAACAUGUAGCUAACCGCAGUCUGAACGUAUAUAGCCUUAGAGUUUUACUGCUCCGGGUGACAGUUGGAUGCAUCAAGAGAGCGAGAUUAUAAUAAAUGAUAGAUAUAGGAUAGCAUUACACAUUAUUUUUUUUUUAUUUUUUUUUUCUGCUUUGAUUUUUCAUUUUUGUACACUAAAUAUGCAUAAGCUUUUUGAGUGACCACAUGCUACUGCAGCAGGUAGUAAUUGUACUACAACCAAAUAAAUUUUGAACUCCUAUGUUUACAUUCCUUGUCAUU
Striga asiatica is the source of this 1452-nucleotide messenger RNA. The record is from the annotation of a GenBank genome assembly. Lineage: Eukaryota; Viridiplantae; Streptophyta; Magnoliopsida; Lamiales; Orobanchaceae.